This is a messenger RNA of Caenorhabditis auriculariae, 16538 nucleotides long. The record is from the annotation of a GenBank genome assembly. NCBI's taxonomy places the organism in Eukaryota, Metazoa, Nematoda, Chromadorea, Rhabditida, Rhabditidae.
AUGGUCGAUAAAUCGCCGAGCCGGGCUUCGCGGCUCUGGCAAAAUGUCUGCGACGUUCUCCUCUGCAGGUUUGUUUUUUUUUUUUCAGAAAAGACGUUGAGAAAAAGUUUGUAAGUCUCAGUUCUUUGGCUUUUGGAAAUUGAUACAUUCAACAAAUUUCUUUUGCCGACCACCAAUUUUUUUCACAUCGUCGACCUCCAUGUGUUUCCGAAAAAAGUUUCUCUGCAAACUAAAUUCAAAAAAAGUUUUGCAUAAAUUAUAGUACUCUAGGUUUGGCAACUUCCUUUUUCAGUCUUCCCUUUCCGGACUGACCAGGUUUUGGAUUUCAGGACUUUAUAAAGUUUUUUUGAGAAGGCUUUUUUUAUUUUUUUCUUUGUAAUAAGGCCGACUUGUAUUUUUUUGCGCAUGAUUAUCAAAAAAAGGCUUCAUUCGAGUAGAAAGCUAAGAAUCUUUACUUUGCAUGUGUUCCCUAAUUAUUAUUAUAACAAUGUUAAUGAAUUAUUGCUAUAAAUAAAUACAAAGUUUAAUGAAUUAUUGCUAUAAAUAGGAAAGAUAUGAGGAACUUGUUUAUUUUUUAUAGAAAACCUUGAAAUUUUCUUUGAUUCGAUAUAUUCUUGUUAAGCAUUUUAAAAUUUAUUAAAAAUACUUUUUGAUUUGAAAAAAUGGUUUUCUUUCAUUCAAAGUUUGCUCACGGGUUUUGGAGUUGCAGCAAUGAGGCGGGGUUUAAAUAAACACGGAAAAAAGCUGUUCGCACCUAAUCUGUUCCGAUUUUCUUUUUCUAUCAUUGAAAAGAAAGUAGUAUUUAAUUAAUUAUCGAACAAAAAGGAAUUUUCAGAGGUGACGUCGAGGAAACAAUGGGCGAGGCACAGCCGGUGUCGUUUCUGGAAUUGGUAGGAUUUUUGUGGAUUAUUUAUUUUUGUGAAUCCUUCUAGUGUUUGAGUUUUGAAACCAGGCAAAACGUUCGAAUUUAUUCAGUUUUGUAGAAAUAAUCGGGUUGCUAGAAAAAAAUUUUGGAUCUUAUUUUUCAGUUGUUUUACUCAGUAUCGUCAUUGCUGCAUUGUUACAAGUUAAUUGGGGCCUUUUUUUCACAGUUUUCUUCUUUAAAAAGUCAUUUUUAAUAUUGUUAUCCAUAAGAAUUUUCGACUAGAUUUUUUUAAAAGUUCUCAAUAAAAAAACGAAAAUUCCAAAGUUUUUUGUUUUCAGUUCCGAUUCGCUUCAGCAGCAGAUAUAGCCUUUUUCAUUGCCGGCUGUCUUUGUGCGAGUCUGGGCGGAGCCUUGCAGCCGAUGGUGAUGAUCAUCGACGGCUGGAUAACUGCCAUCUAUCUGCUACCCGGAGAUGUACGGUUUCCGUCCAUUCAUAAUGCUUUUUUUAGAUUUUUGAAGGAGCACAGGUUAGGUUAGAAACAUGCGAUAAACUUCCUUCUAAUUUUUUCAGCUUCUUUAAUAAACAAUUUAACGAAUUUUUAAUCAAAAUAUUUGGAAAAAAUGACGUCAUUAAUCAUUUAGAAAAGAGGAGAUCAACAAUUUGUCGAUGACGUCACCAAGAACCUCAUCCUUUUGGCGAUUUUCGGGAUCAUUUGCUUCGUUUUCUGUUUCUUGCAGGUAAUCUCCAAAGAAUUUUUCUUGAAAGUUCCAAUUUUUUUAUAAAAAAAUACUGUAGUUUCAUUUUGUGUGUAGUCUGAUCAGAAUUAUAAAUAUGGUUCUACUUAUUACCAUAUUCGGCCGCCCCUUACGUCAGUGGAAAAAAAUGUCAUGUGUUUAACCUAGUGUCUUUUUUUGCAUCAUUUUUUUCCAGAAAGGGAUUGAAAGAUCGAAAUGAGAAAAAAAGUUAUAGUUUUUUUAGUUUUAAAAUCUGAGAAUUAUGACUGGGUUUUUCAAAAGGUUUCACCUUGAACUUUUUUUGAAUCCAGAGGUCGAUUUUUUUGUAAGUGAUAAUUUUGAGAUUUUUUUCUCAUAGAUUGAAGAUUUUUUUGUUAAAGCUUAUAAAAAGCUUAUAAUGGUUCACAGAAAAAAAUAAAUCUUAAUUCCAAUCAAGAAUCUUAACUUACUUAUAACUCGUCUGUAUGCUCAGCUUUUGAUCAAUUUUCAAGUCUCUUCAUAAAAAAUAGUUUCAAAGAAGAAAAUUGUCAGAAACAGACUUAAAAAUGCUCAAAAUUCAACAUCCCGACAAUUUCGAUGUCAAAAAACCUUUUCACCUCCAGACACUGUUCUUACGACGGGCCAGUGCGAAUAUUUGCUGCAAACUGCGCAAAGAGUUUGUCUCGGCCGUUCUUCGACAGGACGCCGAAUGGUUCGACGAAACUUCUUCGGGCACCAUCAAUUCUCAGCUCAAUGAGUACGCACGCCAACAGAGCAUUACUGUUUCUAAAGUGUUUGAAAAUUGAAAAAAAUUGAAAAUUCCCAUUAGUGCGCAGUUAAGCUCAUAGUACAGCCGUUUUCAAUGUGUUUUCGACGAAAUACAGAUUUAUCUCGGACUCUCCGAAAUUUAGUUGUCUUUUUGAGUUUCUGACAGUUUUUUUUAAUUUUGCGGAAUCACUUUGAACACGGGAUCAAUUUUUUAAAUAGCCGGUUACACUAAGAAUAACUGACGAGAUAAACGCGAGCUCGGUGGUGGUACAUUGACUAACUCGCAAACAUCUCGCUUUUUUCAAGGCGCGACCUCGCAUUUUUUCUCGGCGUGACCUCGCAUUUAUCUUGCAUUUCGGAAAUUUUCAGAUUGCGAGAGAAAUGCGAGCUCGCGCCUAGAAAAAUGCGAGAUCGCGCCUUGAAAAAAGCGAGAUGUUUGCGAGUUAGUCAAUGUACCACCACCGAGCUCGCGUUUAUCUCGUCAGUUAUUCUUAGUGUAUAGUAUUUUUAAAACUUUAAUUUUUAGAAAAUUGUCGUUUUUAAUUUCAAGUUUAACGCUAAUAUUAUCAGGCCAGGAGGGCAAUUUUCUUGUGACAUUUGGAAUUUUCCAUAAAAUUGCUUCAUAAUCUCACAUUUUCGCCAAGCUUGUUAACUUUUGAUGUUCCCCUAACACAAAAAUAAGCCUUGAGCCCAUUUUUUUGCGUUUAUUUCUUUAAAAAUUAGAAGUCUGGCUAGGAAUCUUUGUCUGGGAAUUCAGAUAAUUUUUUUGAAAAAAAUUUAUUAGAAAAAUCCCAAAAAAAUUUACAUAGAAAAAAACACUAUUUUUUUCAAAAAAAUUUCUUCGAAAAAAAUAGCCAAUAUUUUCGGGUAAACUUUUUCGAUUUUUUUGACAUCAGAAAUUUGAAGAAACGUGGACCGAAUCGACGACGGAUUGGGCGAGAAAGUGGGGAUGUUGCUCCGAGGAUUCAUCAUGUUCAUCUCGUCGGUCGUCUACUGCGCCUUCGUCGAUUUGAAACUCACGGCGAUUUGUGUCACUAUGGGACCUCUCUCGGCCAUCAUUUUAGGCCUCAUGGGCAAAGUAUCGACCUCAAAAGGGCUCGUCUAAUUGAAAAAUUGGCAGGUUCUGUCAUCAACCGCUCAAAGAAUCAUGUCGACGAACUCGAAAGCGGCCGGCGUUUUCGAGGAAAGCGUUAUGAACCUGAAAACUGUCGCUUCCUGCAACGCCCAGGAACAUUUUGUUGAGGUGCUUUUUGGUAGAAAAGAAGAAACUAGGCUUUAAGAUUUUGUUAUUAAAAAAAUACAGUCAAAAAAUGGCUUUUUGAUAGUUUUUCCUUUGAGAAUUUGCUCUUCUGGGAUACUAGCCUACAAGAUUUUUGCUCGAAAGUUCAAAAAAAUCCAAAAAAAGAAAGUUAAAAAUCAUUCAAGAUCAGGGAUUUUUGGUGUUCACGACGUUUAUUUCGUUUUUUUAAAUAGUAAAAAUCGUAAGUCGUAUUUACCGGCAAAAAUCACCUGAUUUUUGUCCCUUUUCAAGUUGAUUCUACUUCUUGGGCUGACUCUUUCCGUUUCUUAGGAAUUCCAGAGUGAUCCCUCUAGGUUUCAGGGCGAAAAACAGCCCUACAGAGUUUGAAAAAGUGGUCCCUAUAGGGGUUUAGAGUCUGACCCCUUGGCCUCGAAAGCUCAAGUGGUCCCUAUAGGAUUCUUUCAACUUCAUUUGAAAAACGCUUAUUUAUUAAGUUUUUCGCAAAAAUUUCAUAAAAUUUAUCGACUAGCUUGUCCCCUAUAGGGGCCACUAACUGAAACCACUAUAGGGACCACUUUUUUAAGCUUUAUUGGUCCCUAAAAGGGUUGGUAAAGUGGUCUCUAGAGACAACCUCCAAGGGCCCCUAAGGUUGCUGCUACAGGGACCACUCUGGAGUUCCUAAGUUUCCUAUCAAGAUUCAUAUAAAUUUCCCAUGAAGAAUUGAGAAAAUAUUAAAAUAAAUCCUCAUCUAGAAAUACACAACGAUACUAACGAACGAAAUUCCGACGGUCCGGAGGUACAAUUUCUGGAUCGGAUUCUUUAACGGAUCGUCUCUUUAUGUGAUUUUGCUCGUCAUGGGCUUUUCUCUUUGGUAAUCUCUGAUCACUGUAUCACAAUUUUAAAUGUUAACACUUAAGGUACGGCGUCCACGCUUUCCAUGACGGAAAGAUCUCUGUGGCUGGAAAUGUGAUCCUUAUCAUCGACACGAUCUCUAUCACUGGAUAUUAUUUGAGCCUUCUGGGGCCUCAUGUGAUGGCCACGGUGAAGGCUCGAGCCGCAGCCGCCAUUCUUUAUCAGACUAUCGAUAGGAAACAGGUGAUUUCAAAAGAUCUGCUUCAAAAGAUAGGAAGCUUCAAGCUGCCCUCCAUUAAGAGUUUUAUCAUUUAGAAAAAAACUGAACGAAAAAGUCUGGAGUUUUUCUUUAAAAGGUUUAUGACAAAAGCUUGUCUCCCCCCGUUUUUUUCCCCCGAUCACUUUAAACUAGGAAAAAAAUCAUUUCUGCAGCCCCCCAUUUUAUCGUUUUUUUGCCAAGUCUCCCCUCUUUUUUUGGGUCACACCAAGACUAUCCCAUGUAUGGUCCACUCUAGGGAUUAUCGGCUUGCUUUUUUUGUAUAUAAACAUCUGAUAUUAAAGUAGACCUUUUUUCAUCCGCCUCUUGAGUGGUAACUCAGAUUAUCAACUUUAGAGAGCUUUUUCAUAAAAUAAAAAAAAAUAUCUCAGAUAUUCACUAAAUAUCAAGUCAAAACGUGAUAAGCAAAUACAAAAAAAAAACACAUUUUUCGAACUUAUGCUUAAAAUUUAAAAUUCGAAGUUUUCAGGAAAGUAUGACCGUAUGACUUUGCAAUAAAAGACCCAAUUUUUCAGUCUCAACCGUCGAAAGAGAAAAGAAAACCAGUCGAAUCUCUAUCAGGAAAUAUCUCAUUCCAAAAUGUGUCUUUCAAAUAUCAAAGUCGGGACAGCCCUGUUCUCAAGGUUUCCCUUGAUUAUCAUUCCGAUAAACUGGAAAAAAUCAACUUCUAGGGCCUAAGUUGGGAAGCGAAGGCCGGCGAGUCCGUGGCGUUCGUAGGGCGGAGCGGCUGCGGAAAAAGCACAUCAGUAGGUAGUUUCUGAAACAGUCAACUUAUCAAUCUUUUCAUUCGCCGUAGAUCGCCCUGUUGACGAAACUGAGAGAAGCGACUGGCGGAAGGAUCACUGUCGAUGGGAUUCCGAUCGAAGAAAUCGAGACUUCAACUUUGAGAAAGGUGGGGAUCUGGAAAUAAUAAUGGGAAUUAUUGAAAAAUUGACCUUUAGGGUUCUGAGAAUUUCCAAAAUCCUUACUGCGAGAAAUUGUGAAAAAGGACUGGAAAUUGGUUAUUUUUGAUGGUUUUGAUCAUCUUCACGCGCAAGUAGUUUCGGGUCGGACGCGCUGAAAAGCAACCGUUUUUAGAGACUGUGAUUGUUUCUCGAUUUGAGGCACAACGAAAAUUUUAUGAAAACGGCUCGAAAAAUUUUUUUCAAUUGAUUUCUCUUUACAUGGUGUGUCAAAAACGUUUCCAGAAAAAAAAAACAGGAAUUUUCAAAAUUUUACAAAAAAUAUGGUUGAUUUUUCAGGAUCUUAGUCGCUAGAUAAUCUUGUCCUAAACGAUUUUUGUAUUUCUUCUUUAAACUGAAGUUUUAUUCGAUUCAAUUCCGGUUUUUUUCUUGGUAGUUUUACCAUUUUUUUACUGUUUUGAUUGAACAUUUGUUAAUUUCGGGUAUUCUUAGUCAAUUUUGCGCUUUUCAUUUGUAAACGACGUAUGUUUCAUUUAAAAAAACUCCUAUUUUUCAUUCAUCCGAUCUUAUCUAUACCAGAUGAUCGGAAUAGUUGAACAAGAGCCGACGCUGUUCAACGGCACAGUCAUGGAAAAUAUCCUCCUUGGACGGGAGGUGACCGGGGAAGCGGCUGUUCGGGCCGCACAAGUCGCUGAAGCCCAUGGCUUCAUCUCCAAACUCUCCAUGGUUCAAAAAAUGAAAAUCAAUCUUUCAAAAAUACAAUAAUAAUCAAGGGGUACGAAACAGUCCUCGGAGCCCAUGGAGUUCAUCUUUCUGGCGGUCAGAAACAGAGAAUCGCCAUUGCCAGGGCAAUCGUCACGGAUCCGAGUAUUCUGCUUCUCGAUGAAGCCACGUCCGCACUCGACACGUCGAGCGAAAAGAUUGUUCAGGUUUAUAGAUGAUUCCGUUUUCAGAGAGAGGUCAAAAUACGUUGUUCUUUUUGAAAAUGUUAGGAAUUCAGCGAGGUCCUCCUUCAAAAAAAAAAAAAAAAAAUGAGAGUUUAUACUUCAUAGCCAAUGUUUCCCGACUUGAAAGGCGAGGGAGGCGGCGCGCGUAGCGUGUGCGUACGCGGUUCUUGGCACGCGUUCAAUCCAACCGCCAUCGACUAUUUGGAAAGUUCGUUUAUCGCUCUUUGCAUUCCUUUUUAAUUUAUUUAUUGAUUCAUUUCAUGUGUGCAAUAAAAAAUAGUAGAUCAUAUAAAAAAAAGAGCGGUGACGGAGCCUUUUGAAUAGUCGAUGCGCUUGAAUUGAACUCGCGCCAAGAACCGCGUACGCACACGCUACGCGUCCCGCCCCCUGCCCCGCCUCCUUCGCCUUUCAAGUCGGGAAACAUUGACUAUAGUAAGAUUCGGCUAGUUUAAGCUUCAUCGGUCCAAAAAAUUCUCAUUUUCAAGAGUUUGCAAAGUUUUUUGUUGUUGUUUUUGUGUGGGAUAUAUUUCCCGGGGGCAUACAUGGGAUAGUCUCGGUGGGACCUGAAAAAAAGGGGACUUGGCGAAAAAAACGAGAGAAAUGGGGGAGGGUUGCAAAAAAACCGUAAAAAAAUUCCGAUCUUAUAAAAAUCAAAAAAAUUCAUUUUGUAAAGUUCAAUUUCAAGGUUUAAUUGAUUGGCAGAAGCAAAUUGGCAGAAAAAAAUAUUUUUUUCUUCGAGCAGGAGUGGGGGGUUCUUGACAUUAAGGGUGGAGGGGGACAGUCAUGCUCAUCCCAUGUAUGCCCGGGGGUCAUAGUUUUCAAGGUCCUCCGUUGUUUAUUCUCCUGAAAAACUCCAAAAGAUUUUUUUUCUACUCCGAUUUCUAACUUUAUUACGACUUGAUCAAAAUUGAUAGCUAAAAUAGAAAAUGUACCACUUGCGAAAAAAAAACCUUGUUGUAAGAUAUUAUUGACACGAAAGUUCAUUUUACUUUGCAGUUAGGAAUUGCCCAAAAGCUGGCUACAACGCUCCUUGAUUUACCAGAGGACCCUACAGUCUGCAAAAAUUCCUAGUUUUCGAGAAAUAUGAGCUCCAAGCCCAAAAUUUGUCUAUUUUGGCGAAAUUCGAGGGUUCUCUCCGACCUUAUGGUUUUAUUUUCCAAAAACUAGAGCGUUGUGCAGAUUGGGACUUCUAGAAUAACCUUCUGGUACAACGAGAAACGUUCUUGUCAUUUUUCAAGUAAUUAUCAACCGCAAAGUACAAUGGCCUUCCUCGUUAGGUGCAUCGUUAGCUAAAACUUUGAAAAAAAAUAGGCCGAUACUUUUCCGAACCGGGAUUUUCCGAAUCGAAAUCCGAAUCGAUACUUUUCCGAAUCGUACUUUUCCGAAUCGGGUGUAUACUUUUCCGAACCCAAAUUUAUUAUGCUUUUCCGAAUCGGUCUUCCAUUUUUUCAGGUAGAACCUUUCUUUCGAUCUUCUCUUUUCCGACCGGUUCCAUAUAAUUUUUUUCGAUCGGUUUCAAGCUCUGUCGUAAUUAGUCAGAGACUUCUGUUCAAAUCAUUCUCCCCAUAGUACUAUUCAUUUUGUUCGAUUUUUGUCCAAUUUUAGCAUUAUUUGAUCUAUAAUUUCUUUUGGGGACCACCGAGAUUAGAAAUUACCUCGGCACAGAUGGUGUCAAGUGCCCUGAUCUUUGCAUGACUUUUCAGAUUUUCAGAAUUUUCUGGAUUUCACUUUUCAUUCCCAUAAAUUUCAUCGGCUAAGCUUUGAGCAAUAACUUUUCGAGUCCUAUCGAUCAACUCCCAUUUGGCAAACUAGAAGUCCACUUUUGGAUCCGAUAGAGUUGAAAGGAUUCUUUUACGAUCCUUCGCUUCGUCCUUCUGUUCGUAGUUCGUUAAGUUGCAAGCUCCGAGUACAAUCGAUGUUGUAGCUGAAGUCCAGAGACCGUACUCUGGGCGGAAACAAUCAAUUUGCAAGUUCUAGUAUCCAGAAAAAUAAUUCGAAAGAUUUUUGCCGUAAUACCUCUUCACACAUUGUGGUUUGCUCUCAUUCGAAGGUUUCCGCCUAGAGAACGGCCUCCGGGAUCAGCUUCACCACCUAUUAUAUUCCGAGCUUCACCACCUACUCGUCAAAAAAGACUUCUAGUUCACCGAAGGCAGCUGAUCGAUAGAACUCAAAAAGUUGUUCCUCAAAGCUUAGUCGAUAUGUUUGACUGAAACAAUGAAUGAAAUGAUAUAUAUAUUAAUUGAAAAGUAAAAUCCAGAAAAUUCUGAAAAUCUGAAAAGUCAUGCAAAGAUCAGGGCACUUGACACCAUCUGUGCCGAGGUAAUUUCUAAUCUCGGUGGUCCCCAAAAAGAAAUUAUAGAUCAAAUAAUGCUAAAAUUGGACAAAAAAAUCGAACAAAAAUGAAUAGUACUAUGGGGAGAAUGAUUUGAACAGAAGUCUCUGACUAAUUACGACAGAGCUUGAAACCGAUCGAAAAAAUUAUAUAAAACCGGUCGGAAAAGAGAAGAUCAAAAGAAAGGUUCUACCUGAAAAAAUGGAAGACCGAUUCGGAAAAGCAUAAUAAAUUUGGGUUCGGAAAAGUAUACACCCGAUUCGGAAAAGUACGAUUCGGAAAAGUAUCGAUUCGGAUUUCGAUUCGGAAAAUCCCGGUUCGGAAAAGUAUCGGCCAAAAAAGAGGCAGAAUUUCGAUUUUUUCAAUAGAAUUUUUCCUCUUCAAGGAAGCCCUGAACCGAGCCUCUUCCGGCAGGACGACUGUUAUCGUGGCUCAUCGACUGAGCACUUUGAAGCAUGUCGAUCGAAUCUACGUUAUCGACGAUGGUGUCGUUGUUGAGAGUGGUACUGUUAUAACUCACGUGGAUCAAUUUUCGAAGUUUUUUUCAAACCAGAUGCAGUAAAAUGAAAAAAAAUUCUUGAAGAAAGCCAUUUUAAUACGAUUUUUGAGGUUUUUUAAGGUUAAAAAAAAUCCGCUCAAACUUGCUAAGUGAGAGACUCCUUUGUAGAAAGUUUUCAUGGCAAAAACAAAUUUGGGAAAAAAAGCGAAAAUCAGAAAAAAUGGUGAUGCCUGUUGUCAAUAGAGCAACUUUGCUGCAAAACGCCCUUUUGACGGGAGCGCAAACUUUUCUCUCUCUGAUUUUGAAUAACUUUUUCUCCGAGAAUAGGAGUUUUUGUACAGUUUCAAGUAUACCGUUCGAUUCGCAAUAAAAAGAUCAAAAAUGUGUACCUUUAAUGUUUACAAAGCUAAUAUUGUGAAAAAUUUCGAACUUUUCUUCAAACAGACCUCUCUUUUUGGACGUUAAGAAAUGAGAAAAAGACCUCGCUUUCGAGAAUUGUCGAUCUUAUGAAGUAUUCAUCAAAAAAGACAUUUCCUUGGACUGUUAAUGAAUUUUGAGGUUCUCAUGACGAAUUACUUGAGCUGGAUGGCCAUUAUGCCAAACUGGCUCAAGCUCAAGAAGUUGGAGACGUCUCAACGAAAAAGUAGUUCGCCAUUUUUUCAAAAUGCAACUUAUUUUUAAAGACAAAAAUCGGAAAUUCGCCAGAGAAAAAUCAAGAAAUCAGCCUCCAAAGACGUCGAUUCUGAACUGGAAGACGUCGAAGAAGAAGAGAGCGACGAGGGAUCCGAAUCUGAUGAGGUUUUCUGGCUUGGAAGCAACUUCCAAAGCCCUUUUUUCAGAAGAAUGACGCUCAACGGUACAUGGGACUGAGGCUGCUCUAUUCGAACAUGCAGGGAUAUUACGGAAAAAUGGGCCUCAUGAUCGUUUUCUCGUUGAUUCGCGCCCUGGAAAUGCCGCUGUUGUCGAUUUCCGUGUACCUUGGGUUCAUUGGAUUGCAGGUAGGGAAGGAAUUCUGAAAAUGAAGGAAAAUAAUCUUCAGAUAAAAAUGAAAGAAUAGCUCUAAAAAUCUAAAAAAAUUUUCAAGUUCUGAGGAUCCAUGGAAAAAAAUCCAGAAAGUUCAUUUUUUUAAAAAAAGAGGAAAAAAACCUGUAAAAUUAAAGAUUUUUUUGUCGCCCCCCUCCCCCAAACAGUUUCUUCUCUUCAUUAGCUUUUUUUAUAAAAAUAAUUUUAAUCAAAUUCACAACAUUUGUCCAUUUCCAAGCCCUUGUAAAAUGAAAUAAUAAAAUAGACCAGUUUUCGACCUUCGAUAAAAUUUCGUCAAGCGAAAAACUUCCAGAAAACAGAAGACUAUGAAAAUUACGCGAUUUACGCUGUCCUCCUGCAACUUGUUAGUGGAUUCAUCGUCAUGUGGGCGAUGGCCGCAGCGGUGAGAGGAAUAUCGAAGAAAUUUUUCAAAUAAAACUGCAGUUCGCCAUGUCCGGCUGGGUGUCGGAAGGGGUGACGGUGAACCUGAGAGCCCGGGCUCUGCGAUCCCUGCUGUACAGGCCGAUGUCGUCGUACGACUCCAGGUCGCCGGCCUUCUGUGUUUCGGCGGUCAGUCGCCACGCUCCCGUCUGUGCCGGCGCCAUGGACAGCAACACCUCCGUCAGCCUGUCCGAGUUCUGCUCCGUCGUCUACAAUCUCUCCAUCGCGUUUAUCGUGUCGCGCAUUAUCGGAGCUCUCGGCGUUGGUUCGUUUCCGAUGAAAUUGAGAUAGAUAGGCAGGAGCGUAGGUUUUGGAAAGAAAAUAGUACUUGUAGGUCUUGAAAAUUCAAGUUUUUUGAAAAAAAAAAACAGUUUUGUGGUGUUUACAUAAUUGUCCAGACAAAAAAAUACCUGAUUUUUGAAGGAACAGUUUAAAAUUUUUUUUUUUUUUUCAAACCCCUUUAGCUCGUUUGGUAAGGAAUAAUACCGAAGCCCUUCAAAUAGAAAAAAAUAAAGUUGUUGAAAAAGGAAAUGUGUAUGUAGGAGCUUAGAUUCUGAUCAAAGAAGAGCAAAAGAAAAAAGUUUUCUGACUUCAAAAAAUCACUUCGACGUCGAAAAACGUGUUAAUCGAUUUUUGAGCCUUGUUCCGGAUUUUUUGGGGUCGGUGAUUGAAUUGACUUAUUCUGAAUUUUCUGAUUUCGAAGGAUGAUUUUUGAAAAAAAAAAUGUAAUUCCUUCCAAAACCUAUUUUAGCUUGUGGAAAAAGUAUCGGAGCUCCUCAAAAAAGUGGCUGAAAAAUGAGAUGUGUAAGAAAAAGUGACAUAAAAAGUGGAAUGAUGAGCAAUUUUUGAAAGAAAUGUACGUGCCUCCUUGCCCUUUUUUCAAAAUUUCUCACAAAUAACGCGGUUUUUCAGCCUUAUGCGCUCUUCUGUACUUCUUGAUCUUCGCGACCAUGUACUUUAGCAACAAAGCACGCAACACGAAAAGCAAGAACGACAAGUCCGGCGAGGUAGCAUCAUAUGUUCAAUAUCAAAGAUUGCAAAAUUGAAUUUCAGUUCUCAAUUGAAGUUAUUGAGCGAAGUCGGACAAUCCAGCUUCUGAACGUCGAAAGUUGGUUCAAUCAGAAGUAUUCUGAUUAUCAAGCGAUAGGGAGGAAGCAUGAUUUCAAGGUGAAAAAGAGAUAGUUGUCGUAUGUUCAAACUUGGACUAGAACGACCAAAAAAUUCGGAAACGAAAAAAUAUGAUUUUUUUAAAGCAUUUUUCAGUCAGAUUAGUUUUUUUUUUUGUACAUUUGUGGCCCAUACAAUGUUUGGGGAAGUUUGAAUUUUUUUAAUUUUUUUAAUCAAGAAUAAAAUUGAUCGAGAUAAGAUUUUUUUUAAUUGGUAGCCGGAUUUCCAUUUUCUUCUAAGCCUCCAGGAAAAAUUAAUAUUUCAAGAAUUAGAUCAGAUAAAGUCUUUGUGAAUGUCACUAUUCGAGGCUUCAAAGAAAAAAGCAAAUUUUUUUUUAAAUUCUGGCUCUCAAACUUCAGAACUUAUCCAUUAGAUGUUUUUGAACUAAAUUUUCUCCUCUCAAAAUUUUGAUCAAUCCGAAAAAAUAAAGGUGGACCUCGCGGAAGCUCUCAACCAGGCCAUCUGCAACGCCUACGCCUAUUUCAACGACCUCACAAGUAUCGCCUUGGGGACCUACCUGGUCUACAUCGGACACACGACGCCUGCUCUGGCUUUCCUGUAGGAAAAAAAAACUUGACUUUUUCAAAAAUGAGUUGAAGAUCAUUCGGUGGAGUCCAGUACGCCGGCUGGUCGGUCAUGUACACGGCGCCGUUCUUGCCGGAGCUGAUCAGGGCUUCGAGUGCGGCGGGGCAACUUUUCAAGUACAUCGACGACGAGGAGCACAUCGAUACGAUUAUCGGGGGCGGCGAGAAGCCGGUUUGAAUUCUUUGUGCUCUCCUUAAAAUCUCAAAAUUUUCUCGAAAAAUGAAGAUAUGUGUUGCCCAUAGAGCAACUUUACUGCAAAUCGCACCUAAAAAUUUUUUCUUUCCGACUUUUUUCUUCGAAAUUAGGAACUUCUGUUGGUUUUUUUUAACCAGAUGGGCAAUGGGGGGCUUCACAAAAUGGCACUUUUAUCUGAAAAACGGUUUCUUUCCGAAAGACACGAAUUUACUGCGAUUUUUCCAAUUCAUGCUAUUAAUCCAUUCGCAAUUUAGAGUAAACCCUAAUGUGGUUUAGAAAAAAAAAAACAUUUAAAGAUGAAAAUGGCUUUUUUUCAAUUCCGUAAUCAAAAAGUUUUGGCCAAAGCAGUAUACCAAAUAAAGUUUUUUUGUCAUUUCAAAUAUUUGAAAAUGAAAAAAAUCAAUAAAUUCCUUUUUUAAGCUUGUUUAUCGAAUAAUAUUCUUUUCUCGCAGCUUUAUUUUUGCUCAGGUUGAAGUAUUGAUAUAAAAAAAACCUGAAAAGAGAAAUUUUUCAUGGCUUUUUCUUUUAAUUAUUCGGGUUUUGUAGAUCAACUCCUGUGUUCUAAAAAUGGUUUUCCGAUUUGUUUCAAAAAUGAUUUUUCAGAAACUUUCUGGCGACGUGAGCCUUCAGAACGUCUUCUUCGCCUACCCCUCUCGUCCUGAUGUUCCUGUUUCUCAGGAUUUAUCUUUAUCAGCACGCGCCGGCGAAUCGAUCGCUCUAGUUGGACCGUCCGGUGGCGGAAAAAGCACAGUUGUCAACCUUCUCGAAGCUUUUUAUCCCGUCGACGAAGGCCAAAUCGUUGAGUUCCAGGAAAAUAUUCUUUUAUCGAUUUUCUCAUAGAAACUCGACUCUUACAAUCUCAGCCAGAUCAACAUUAUGCACUUGAGAAGGAGUGUCGGUCUUGUUCAGCAAGAACCCGUCCUUUUCCGAGGUUUUGAAUUGAAAAAAGAAAGACUUCAUUGUUUUUUUAGGUACGAUAUUCGAAAAUGUGAGCCUGGGAGCUGGCACAGUGACCAUGGAGGAGGUUAUCAAGGCUUGCCGGACUGCCAAUUGCGAUUUUAUUGAAUCGUUGCCAACUGUGAGGAUUUCAGUUGUACUUUAAAACGUACUGCAAAAUUCAUAGUUUCAUGCCGUGUUCAAAGUAAUUUCCGCGAAAUGCAAAAUACCCGUUAGAGAAAGGAAAAGAUCACUAAAUUUUGGAGAGUCAGAGAUCAUUUUGCAUUGCGCGGAAAUUACUUUGAACACGGGCAGAUCAAAAUGUGUGAUUUUUUGUAGAAAUUUUGAAAAACAUUUUUUUUCGAAUUUUGGUCAUACAUGGGAUGAGCAUGACUGGCGACAGCCAAGUCCCCCCUUUGAAGCUCAAAGAAAAAAAGGAUUUUUUUGUUGUUGAUUUAUCGAAUUACAUGUUGACGCUCGAGGAAGUGAAAGUUUGAUCACUUUUUACUAAGAAAAAAAUCGCUUCUAUUAAUCAAUUGAACUUUACAAAAUGAAUUUUUUUGAUUUUUUUCAUACAUGAAUGCUUGAUUUUUUUAUAAGAUCCAGCGCGCACCCUGCAAUUUUUUUCACGGUUUUUGCCAAGUUUCCUCCCCUUUUUCAGGUCCCAACGAGACUAUCCCAUUGAAAAAGCAAAAAAAUUUUUUUUCAAUUAUUUUUUUCAUUAGGUGUCAUUACUACAUGUAAUCUAUCAUUUUUAACAUUUUUUUGAAAAAAAUAAUGAAAUCCAGUUAUUAGAGCCGGCUAGAAAUCAUUGCAUGAAAUUUGGAUUAUUUUUUUAGUCUAAAAAAAUAGAAUAAGUGGCACAGUUUUAAUUAUUCAUAAAGAGAAAAAAACUGAAAAAAACCGUAGUUUUUUUAAAUUUUUUUCAAAUAGAAGAUAAGGUUUUUUUAUUAUUUCAGCGAGAGAGUAAAAAUAAAAAAAUAUUCCCAGGGCUACGAGACGGAAGUCGGCGAAGGCGGCAAAUCACUGUCUGGUGGCCAAAAACAGAGAAUCGCCAUCGCCAGGACGCUGAUCAGAAAUCCAAGGAUCAUACUUUUGGAUGAAGCUACGUCCGCACUGGAUACUCACAGCGAAAAGGUCGAUUUUAUAGGAAAAAAACGGUUCUUGGAAACAUUUCCUGAGCAAGAGAGGUUGAAAUGGAAAUAAGCUUGGUGUGAAAUAAACAUUGAAAUCACAAAAAAAGUCCAAAAAGUUUAAAAUUGAAGGUUUUCAAAAGUCAGAUUAGCAGCAUUUUUUUGUCUGAAGCGAACUUUUGAGGAACCCCCCUUAGAGCUAAACUCAUGAAAACCCAUUUUAUUGAAAGAACUCGGUCCUAUGAGAACCAAAUUCAGUGCGUUUAAUAAUUCCCCCUUGGAGCUAAACUCAUGAAAACCCAUUUUAUUGAAAGAACUCGGUCCUCUGGAACCAAACUUAUAGGAACCAUGGGAUGGAAGAAUCUCGGUCCCUUGGAACUUUUCUAGUAAUGAAAGUAAUCCAUUUUUAGAUAGUCCAACAAGCGCUGAACGACGUCACUCAAGGCAGAACCAGUAUCACUAUUGCCCAUCGACUGAGUAGUAUCCGGCAUUGUGACAGGUCAUUUUGCCGUUUUCUUAUAAUCAAAACGUGGUUUUGUAGGAGAUAUCAGAUUUUUAAGGUAGAUAAGUUUUUAAACUUGAGCUCAAUAUCCAAGUUUAGUCUUUUUUGAGCUUGAAUGAGUCACGAAUUAAAAAAAAAUGAAACUCUCAUCAAAACGUAGUUACGUAUCCGUGCCUCAUUUGCAAAGCGAAACAACGGAAAAAAGAGAAUAAUUCCGAAAUUCGUGGCUUUUUGCAGUAGUUUACUGUUAUUGUAAGAUUUUAGAAGCCCAAAGUAGGAAAGGAAAAAAUUCUUCUUCUUGGCUGGUCAAGUUAUGGGUAUUACCAGUAAAACUCUUGCUCGGAAUUAUACACAACUUGAAAUUUCACGGAACGACAUUCCGCUGUUCCGCUGCGUGCGUUCGCGAAGCGUCUUUCGAGUCUAGAUCACAUCACGCUUUCAAUUGAUUUUUAUUACUGUGGGAGCACAUGAAAGUUGAGUACCUUGAUAAAGAAAAAAAAAUGAAAAGCCCAACCAAGGUUCGCAAAGGCACGCAGCGGCACAGCGGAAUGUCGUUUGGUGAAAUUCCAAGUCGGGGUACACAGGCUAUAUAUCCUAUAAUUUCCGUGACGAUUCAAGAGACGGUGGAAAAAUUCGGCAGAAAGAGUCUAACUAAUAAAGAAAAAACCUUCUCUAGCCCUUAUGAAAUAGUUCAAUGAAACCUCGGAAGGACUUUGAAAAGUCCGUUAGUUAUGUUGAACGAGCUCAGCAGAUAUUUUAAAUCACCUUAACUAUAAUAAUAAUAUUAGGUUUAUUCAUCGCCUACUUAAUAGGGGUUAGUAGUUCAAAUAAUACAAUAUUAAAAUGCAGUAGAAUAAAGAGCAACGGGAAUUAGUCCACCCUAACGAGUAGACUAUGACCCGGAGAAAGACAAGAAUUGGAGCAAUAGGGAAGGAACUGAGCCGAAGAAGGCGGAAUUUGGGAGAUCAUUAAGUUUGACCCGUAGAGAAUCAUUGAAGACAUUGAAAUCCAUCAAACUAUGAGAUUUCCACCCCAAAAAUAAUCUUUUCCAGAAUUUACUUUGUGGAAAACGGCCGAGUCGUUGAAAGCGGAACCCACGAAGAGCUCAUCGACUUUGGCGGACACUAUUCUCUACUCGUCAAUGCACAAAAAAUCACCUAA